Messenger RNA from Ictalurus punctatus (channel catfish), 4713 nucleotides. RefSeq names its product E3 ubiquitin-protein ligase TRIM35. The record is from RefSeq and is a predicted model, not a curated record. Lineage: Eukaryota; Metazoa; Chordata; Actinopteri; Siluriformes; Ictaluridae. The transcript has 6 exons. The coding region runs from base 50 to 1468 and encodes 472 amino acids. Gene Ontology annotation, molecular function: zinc ion binding; protein binding.
GAAGGCUACCAGGACAGACAGAUGCUCCACUGCCUCUACAUGCAACAACAUGGCUUCCAGACCCUCUCUGACUGAAGAUGAUUUCUCCUGUCCUGUGUGCUGUGAUAUCUUCAGGGAGCCUUUCCUCCUGUCCUGCUCCCACAGCAUCUGUAAAAGCUGCCUGCACACUUUCUGGCAGGAGCGAGGAGCUCUAGAGUGUCCCAUCUGCAGGACCGUGUCCUCCACCCCUGAGCCUCCAUUGAACAUCGUACUGCACAACAUGUGCGAGGCGGUACUGAAGGAGCGGAACCGGAGGAUGUCAGUGGAAAUGGAGGGGCUCUGCAGUAUACACCAUAAAGCUCUUACUCUGUUCUGUGUAAAGGAUCAGAGGCCUCUCUGCACCAAGUGCAAGGACUCCACAUUACACAGCAGGCACACUGUCUGCUCCAUACGGGAAGCAUCACAAGACCUCAAGCAGGCACUCAAAAUGAAACUGAAGCCCUUACAUGAGAAGAUUAAAAUCUAUGAGGACUUCAAACAGUCCUGUGUUAAUACCAGAGAGCAUAUUAAGAAGCAGAGCCAACACACAGAGGCAAUGGUCAGGAGGGAAUUCGAAAAGCUUCACCAGUUUCUCUGGGAUGAAGAGGAGGCCAGAAUAACUGCACUGAAAGAGGAAGAGGAGCAGAGAAGUCAGACAAUGAAGAAAAAGAUUGACAAGAUCACAAUUAAAAUAUCCAACGUCAUUGACACCAUCAAUGCCAUUGAGAAACAGAUACAAGGAGAAGAUUUGCCAUUUCUGUUGAACUACAACACUUCACUUGAAAGAACUCAAGCCAAACUAGAAAAUCCAGAGAAAUUAUCUGGAGUUCUGAUCAAUGUGGCAAAGCAUCUGAGCAACCUGAGCUUCCAAGUGUCAGAGAAGAUGCACGGCUUUGUACGAUACACCCCUGUGGUGUUUGACCCCAACACUGCCCACGCUGGCCUCAUAGUGUCUGAUGAUCUGAUCACGGUGGCGUAUAAAGGCGAGCUUCAGCAGCUUCCUGAUAACUCAGAGAGGUUUGAGGGUUAUGUGAGCGUCAUAGGCUCUGAGGGCUUUAAUUCAGGCACACACUGCUGGGAUGUCGAGGUUGGAGACAACACUGCCUGGGCCGUGGGAAUCAUCUCAGAGUCUGUGUAUGAGCACAGAGAAAAUCUCUCGCGGUUUGGGUUGUGGUAUGUGGGCUUUUGCAAUGACAAAUACGGUAAAGGAUAUGCACCUGAGAUCCUGACGCUGUUGCGGGUUAGCGAGAAGAUUGAUAGGAUCAGGGUUACGGUGGAUUUUAACAAGGGAAAGGUGAUCUUUACUGACUCAGCCCGUAACAUCUGUCUGCACAUCUUUAAACAAUCUUUUAGGGAGAGAGUUUUCCCUUAUUUUUACAGCCACUGCAAACUCCAUCCUCUGAGAAUAUUACCAGUAAAGUCUUCAGUGACCAUUCAGAUGGACAGUUAGAUAAUACCAGACACAAUGACUUAACUCAGGCCAAACAAUCAUUUUGAGCAGUGGUGGCAUCUUACUCAGAAAGUUAUGAAUUCAAAUCCCUGAAUUGCCAACCUGCUACUGAUUGGUCAUUGAGGAAGUCCUUAAAUCCCUACAAGAUAUGCUGGAUCCUAGUUUUCUAGCAGUACAAUAUUUCACUGUACUGUACAAACAUGGAUAUGUGACAGUAUAAAAUUGAAUGAUCAUAGAGCAGGCUUGUCCAAUCUUCUCUGGAAACCGCCGGUGUGGGUGUAGGUUUUCACUCUACCCAAGCAGAAACCACACCUGAGUCUAUUGAAAGCCAAGCUCGACUGUAUAAACACCAGGUGGAAUCAGGUGUGGCUCCUGCUUGAUUGGAAUGAAAACCUACACCCACACCGGCCCUUGGCAGAAAAGAUUGGACACCCCUGUCAAGGACAAUAGAAGAGUCAGGGACAUUUGUGUAGCUAAUAGCUGUCAUGGGGGAGUGUCCAUGGACGUGGAUGCAGAACUUCUUUUAAAAAAACAGAACACAGGGAAACAGACACUAGGAACACCAGAAAACCAGGAAACACCAGGGAACCAAAACAACCAGAAACUAAGGAAUACUAUAUAAACAAGGCUAGAAAAUAAUUAAACUAUCAAAAAGACUAUGUAUAGUACAAAUAACAUCAAAUGGAAAGGAGCGGGGUCCCCAGCCGAGACGGGAGGCGAAGCGACAUCCCCAGCCGAGACGGGAGGCAGAGCGACGUCCCCAGCCGAGACGGGAGGCAGAGCGACGUCCCCAGCCGAGACGGGAGGCAGAGCGACGUCCCCAGCCGAGACGGGAGGCAGAGGGACGUCCCCAGAUGAGCAAGGGAGCAGUGCUGUGCCAACAAGUUGGGGGGCGGGGUUGGGGUGGAAGGGUAAAUUCACCAGCUGGGACGGGCGGAGGUUGACGGCUGUAAUGGGACCAUGAAGCAGAGCGAUGUCCUCAGCUGAACAAAGCAGAGCGACAUCCGCAGCAAGACAGGGAAGCAGGGUGACGACCUCAGCAAGACACAGAGGCGGAGCGACAUCCUCAGUGGGGAGCCGAGGAUCUCAGUGGGGCGGGGUACGAGUGCAGUGGCGAGCCUCCAGCUUCUAACCACAAACCGUCUCCUAAUCCAGUCUAUCCCACUGCCCCAAAUGUACCUCCUAUAGGUGAACCUCAAGAGCCAAAACCCACUCCCAUCACAGCACUGGAGUUCUGUUGCAUCCAUGUGUAGCUGGAGCAUUCUGUUAAGGGGGAGAGUCCAUGGAGGCGGAUAUAUGUGCAGAACUUUAUUUUAAAAAAAAACAGGACACGAGGAACCAGAAAACCAGGAAACACCAGGGAACCAGAACAACUAGAAAUACUUAAACUAUCAAAAAGAUAGAGUUGGGUACUCAAUCCUGGAUUCGGAUUAUGAACGAACGUACUCUCCCUUCCUGACAAUGUGGCUUUUCUUCACACACCUGAAGUGCACACAGAAAUCUGCCUCAUCGUGUACCAAAUGAACUCUAUGCUCAAUCGCUUCUGUGUUUUAUCUCACCCAGCUCAGUUACAUCUGGUGCCGCGCCAGAAGCCGCUUUGGUGAUAACUGUGUAAAGAUGGCACAGGAAAGUAUGACUUAUUACACUCAAUGUUUACAAUACCUUCCCUAGAUUACUGUGAAUGGUGUUAAUUAUAUUGUGAGGCAGUCAGUUGUUACACCCAACAGUAAGAAAGAGAAGGGCUUAUAUAUUUCGAGUUACAUCGACAAUUUUUAGGGUGAGUAUUCUCAUGCUAUAUCCGACUAGCGAAUCUAGCUAAGUCUCUGUUUUCUAUCAGUUAAUUCCUGUCUUUGCAUUAUUUGUAUUUAUUUAUCUAAUUAAAAUGUACUUUAUACAAUAAAUUAUCUGCACUUGCAUCCACCUCCUCCUCCAGUCCCUGACAACUUGAGUACAUGGUUCACUGUAAUGGUACUUUUUUGAGUAUAGUUAAAUCAUAGUACUUUUACUUGAGUUUGUUUUUUAAAUAAAACAUUAACCUUCAUUAUAUUUACUUUUAAUCACUGAUGCAGACUAAAAAAAAAUAUAAAGAUGCAUUUAAACAUAUAAACAUUGAAACAUGUUCGGCCGAACUAUUGUCUUCCUGCUGUUGAUACCUUAACUUUCUGGAAGCCAUUAAUAUAAUUGUAUAUAAUACUAAUAAUACUAUAAUAAUAAUAACAAUAAUACCUAUAAUAGCUGAAUCAUUGUAAAAUGAAUCUGAGUUUUGCUGGUAGUACACUUCACUAUAUAUUUAAUGCUAUACAAAAGUAAAGUCGCUGGCUGAGAUUCUACCGGAAAUAAUGAUGAGUCUUUAUUGAUCACAUAUACAUUACAGCACAGUGAAAUUCUUUUCUUCACAUACCCCAGCAUGUCAGGAAGCUGGGGUCAGAGCACAGGGUCAGCCAUGAUACAGCACCCCUGGAGCAGAGAGGGUUAAGGGCCUUGCUCAAGGGCCCAAUAGUGGCAGCUUGGCAGUGCUGGGGGUUGAACCCCUGACCUUCCGAUCAGUAACCCAACGCCUUAACUGCCAAGCCACCCCUGCCCCAUAAUAUGUAAGCAGCGUUUGUGCAUAGAGACUAUUAAAUUCACUUUAGUGGCUUAUUACGGUUGGACAGUCAAAUAAAUACACACAUCAUGUCAAAAUGCAGGUCUGGCCGAGUAUUCAUGCAAACACAGUCGGUUAUAUCUUAAGUGAAUGUAAACAGUUGGGAGUAAAAAUUGUUGUAAAAAUCGGAGCUGUGUCAAUACAGUAUAUUGGAUCAGUGCAUGAGGUCUUAAAGUGACCAGUCUAAUAAACAAUUUAAAAAAGAUUGUAGUCAUAUCGCCCGCCCCUAAACAUUAGCAUUUGGUGAUUCCAGUCUUGAAUUUCAUGUGAAAUGGACUUCUUAAUGUAGUGAAUAUCAUAAACCUGCUGAUGGGGAUUUUUUAAAAUUCAUUUUAGAAAUUAAAAUGAAAAAGGAAGAACAGGGCUGUGUUCAGAAAUGAGUUUGUUGUGAUUCAUAGACAGAUUAAAAGCAGUAAUAAAGCAUGAACCUUGUUAUGACAUGCUGCUGAAUGUAACUCUACUCUGUACUCUCUAUCUCUAUCAAAUAACUGAAAUGUCAACUCGGACUUGAGGACACAAAAUAGGGUGAUACUAUAACAAAACAGGUUAUUUUGCAUUUUUAUACACUUGUAAUAUAAUAAAAGUUCUACAUAUACCUCUA